Messenger RNA from Egretta garzetta (little egret), 555 nucleotides. RefSeq names its product GATA binding protein 6 (gene GATA6). The transcript has 5 exons. Bases 1 to 555 code for a protein of 184 amino acids. Gene Ontology annotation, biological process: epithelial cell differentiation; positive regulation of transcription by RNA polymerase II; negative regulation of transcription by RNA polymerase II. The record is from RefSeq and is a predicted model, not a curated record. Gene Ontology annotation, molecular function: DNA-binding transcription factor activity, RNA polymerase II-specific; zinc ion binding; RNA polymerase II cis-regulatory region sequence-specific DNA binding. NCBI's taxonomy places the organism in Eukaryota, Metazoa, Chordata, Aves, Pelecaniformes, Ardeidae.
AUGGGCGAUGAUAAAAAGAUCUUUUUAUCAGAUGCCGCUGUUGUAUGUGUUACCCACCGGCGCCCGCCCUCGUCCCGGCGGCUGGGCUUGUCCUGUGCCAACUGCCACACCACGACCACCACCCUGUGGCGCAGGAACGCGGAGGGCGAGCCCGUUUGCAACGCCUGCGGCCUCUACAUGAAGCUCCACGGGGUUCCCCGACCUCUUGCUAUGAAGAAAGAAGGAAUUCAGACCAGGAAGCGAAAACCUAAGAACAUAAAUAAGUCAAAGGCAUGCUCUGGCAGCAGUACUACUGCGGUUCCUAUGACUCCAACAUCCACAUCUUCUACUAACUCAGAUGACUGUAGCAAAACCGCUUCUCCCAGCACACAGACUGCAGCCUCCGGGGCGAGCUCGUCAGUGAUGUCUGGCCCAGGCGAGAGCACCAGUCCCGAAAGCAGCAACCUUAAGUAUUCAGGUCAAGACGGGCUGUACACAGGAGUCAGCCUGACCUCCACAGCCGAAGUGACGGCGUCCGUGAGACAGGAUCCCUGGUGUGCCCUGGCUCUGGCGUGA